Messenger RNA from Bemisia tabaci, 1828 nucleotides. RefSeq lists its product as uncharacterized. Lineage: Eukaryota; Metazoa; Arthropoda; Insecta; Hemiptera; Aleyrodidae. The record is from RefSeq and is a predicted model, not a curated record.
AGCUUGUUUUCAGCACAAGUAUACCAGUGCCCAACAUUUCAUGGCAGAGGAAUGGCUCCAAUAAAUAUCGCUCUAGUCAUCAUUCUCCUAUGUUUGUUUCAAAAUUCAAUCGUGGAAACUAAAAACGUGUGCACGAAAUGGUGGAAGAACGACGCGUUUGCCAACCAUAAUUGCUACGCUUGGUGCGCAGACAAGUAUGGUCGGCCGACCCCAAGGGGAAAAUUGCCCAACGGGAUGGGAUUACUCAUCAUUCAGCCUCCGUUCGCGAAAGGCCGCUGUGUCUCCAAAAAAUGUGUCUGUUACGUCAACACUCCGUACAGGAAACUCCUAUCGAAGAAGGACAAAGCUAGGGCCUGGUGUAUUUUUCACAGACUUUGCAAAAAGGUCUUCAAGAAACUUGAAAACAAAUUUGCGCACGAUCCGAAACUGAGCGUGCAUAACCAUUCAAUUCCAGGGUUCGUGGGGCGCUGACAAUACCUUGAAUGCACUUCCAUUUUCAUCUUCGACUUUCAAGUCCUUGAAUAUUCACAAAUUUCGGAAAACCUAUUGAAUCCACUCGAAAGUCCCCGGAUUAUUCUGCCGUGCUAAGAAAGAAUGUCGUAUGAGCCUUCAGCCGUUGCCAAAUUUCCUCCGAUAAAAUGCGAAUUUUCACGGAAACUGUUGGAUAUUUUUCAGGCAAUGUUUUAGACAAAUUUGCACACACUUUAGUCUAAAAUAUCUCAAAAUUUCAAGGAAAGCUAUGCACAACUUUCCUGAAAAAUGCAUUAUUUAUCCGGAGAAAAUUGGCAACUCUCGAAAGCACAUACGGCGGUCUUCCUUAGCACGGCAAUAUUGUCAUCGGAUGUUUCCGUUCUCGUCGUUUGGAAAACUGGUCUCUUACUUUAUUCAUUUUUCUCAGGUUCUCUUGCGUGUCCACGCACUUAAUAUUACAGGGGGCCGUUAUAAUAUAUGGAGGAAAUUUCAAUUUUUAAGGCAGUAUGCAGGGUCUUUAACAUUUUUUGCAAGAUUUUGAAAGUCUGAAAAUGUCAUUCAAGCCCCUUGAAACGUCUUUGACUAUAAUGAGUCUUGAAUACACAGUGCCACGUUAUGUUUUGGGAGGACUUUUGCCGCGAGAAAUGCCAAUUUUUUUCUGUUGGCCAAAAGCAAUAAAAGUAAUCGAAACCACAGAGAGAAAUGAAGGGGAGGAAAGCUUUGUACACGUGUGCCGCCUGUCCAUUGUCUAUCAUUGAAACUAUUUUUGUCAAAUUUUGAUAUUUUUCCAGCUCUGACAUUCGAGCAAGGACCCUUAAAAAAAUUAAAAUUAUCAGGAACUAUUUAUGCAUUUUGAUUUCGAUACUUUGAAAAUUUGAAGCCUUUGAACCGUAUCAAGAGCGUUGCAUCCACAUGUAAACGCGAUGUGAUGAUACUGACUAGUUUUAUUCCUUUCCCCCCGGAGACUCAGUUGUAGUGGGUUUUCCACCUUGAUCCUAAAGAAGAAAAAUUCUGAGAGCGGAUUCACCAUGAUUUUCUGGUGAAAAUUAAAGAAGAGACCGUAUUUUGUAACGUUAUAGUUGUUCAGACCGCGUCUCCAAACGACGUUAAACAUCAAUCUCAGUUGAGCAACUAUUCGAACGCCAGUGCGAGCACAUUGCAUAGACGUCGGAUUGAAGGAGCAUCAUUGGAACGGAUGUAACCGAAUUCACAAUCCAUGGAGCUCUCGAGACAGCGAUGCGCGUCAACAAUCACUGAAAACCCUGAAAUGUGUUUUAGUCAUGUAAACUAUUUUUUUUAAAAGCCUUAAAAUUUAAAAAAAUAAAUACUCUCGUUGCAGGUCAACAUAUAAACCAUA